GAUACCGUACUGAGCCGUACUACUCAGUUGUCACAACUUUCAACCCUUUGCGCUCGAUGUUCCUAAUUAUUUUUUUUUUAAGAAAAAAAAAUUAAGUACCAAAACGAAACUGUCAUCUUUCGUCUAAAGAGAGAGUUUCACAGUUUGCUAUUCUCGUGAUUAGCCAUGGCGAAGAGAAAGCGAGAAGUUGGAAUUCUUCCAGUUGAUGUCGAUUCUUCAAUAUCAGAAGCCUAUGCUCGAGCGUCAAAACAUCGCUCAUGUUGGAAACAUAUGUUUGUGAGCUUGUACGCUCAUAAAAAGAAGAUAAGUAAAAGAAAAGCUGAAGAGUUGCGGAGGAGCUUUGAGUUAACAUCCAAGUGUUUUUUAGGUACCUUCCCUUCUCGUGAGCGAUCAAAGAGGAGAAUUAAGCACAAGAACAAGAUUGCAAAAGUAAUUAAAGAAAACAAAAGGCUAAAUAGUGCAGAAUUUGAUUGUUAUUUUCAGAGUUUAUGGAAGAGCUUCCCGGAGGAUAAGAGGACUUCCUUCACUUACCUGGAUAGCAUGUGGUUUCACUUGUACAUGAAAGCGCCUUUUAAAGGGAAGGUGCUUACAUGGAUAAAGAGAAAGCAAAUUUUUUUGAAGAAAUAUGUUCUUGUACCCAUUGUUGGCUGGGGUCACUGGAGUCUCUUGAUCUUCUGUCAUCUUGGUGAGAGUUCUGAGUCAAAAGCCAGAACACCUUGCAUGUUGUUGUUGGAUUCACUUGCGGUGGCAGACCCAAGACGCCUUGAACCGGAUAUAAGAAAGUUUGUAUUUGACAUUUAUAGAUCAGAAGGUAGGUCUGAAAAUAGAAAGCUGAUUUAUCAGAUUCCACUUUUUUUACCGAAGGUGCCACAGCAAAGAAAUGGUGAAGAAUGCGGCAAGUAUGUUCUACACUUCAUAAAUUUGUUUGUGCUGGGUGCUCCAGAUGAUUUUAGCAUCAAGAAUUACCCCUAUUUUAUGAAUCAGAACUGGUUCAGUCUGGAAUGCAUGGAGCGCUUCUCAGAGGAACUGGAAUCAUUUGGAAAGUGAUUUGUCAUAACUCUCUUUUAUAAGUUUUCCAUAUCUAAUGAGAUAUGAAUGAUUUUCUGAUUUAAAUUAUAGAUGCCAAGAUAUACUUCUGUUGAAAUACAUUCACCGUUUAUAAAUAUUUUUCAGAUUCUGGAAUCUGUUUCUCCUU
Jatropha curcas is the source of this 1195-nucleotide messenger RNA. Its product is annotated as Cysteine proteinases superfamily protein. Gene Ontology annotation, molecular function: cysteine-type peptidase activity. The record is from RefSeq and is a predicted model, not a curated record. Gene Ontology annotation, biological process: proteolysis. NCBI's taxonomy places the organism in Eukaryota, Viridiplantae, Streptophyta, Magnoliopsida, Malpighiales, Euphorbiaceae.